ACCGAGUCCCGUGUAGAUAUGUCCAGAUGUUUACAUCCCAGGAGAGAUAACUCACGGUUAGCACAGAUUGUUAUUAUUCGUAGUUAGUUUCCUGGUUUAUUUCUGUUACAAAUCCGAAGGAUGGAGUUCGUAAUAGCCUUGCUAGUUAGUCUUUUCACAGUGUCAACCACAAGAGGUCAAGAUUCCGAUGGAGGAGAAAGUCAUUGUUUUAGUUUUCCCGGUGACACGUUCUUACAGUUUGACUUUAACAACUUCAACAACAGUAACGACAUCUACUUCAGCUUGAAGUUUAAGACCAGAGAGUCCAACUCUGUCCUCCUGUACUCUCGAGGCUCUGGUACUCACUACGACGAUGAGGCUGUAUUCAUACGCAACGGAAAAGUAGGCUAUCACCUGUUCAACACAUCACCGACGGGCGUGGAAGGCUAUUUCGGUGCAUUCUUCAUCGGUAACGAACUCGUCAACACAAAUGAAUGGGUUACGUUGCACGUGUACCGCAUGUACAGAGACGUCAACAGUAGGCAGCGCAGAGUGCACCCCAAGACUGGCUUUGCAGUGGAGAUCCAAGGGGUCCGACAUGAGUAUGUUGAUCACCUCGUCAGGACUGACAUUUCAUUGUCAAACUCGAUUUUUAUUGGUGGAUACAGCCAACCUUUGAGCUCUACCAUCAAAAGAUUUGUCGGCCAGAUCAGAGACAUCAGAGAACAUAGCAACGGUCUUGCCUUUGAGACACCGACUCUUAAUUUCAUGGCCAGUGUCCAGACAUUUUGCAGUGAAGAUUCAGAAGUUGAACCUAAUUAACCAUUUAGUUAGACUAAUUGAAUUUAAAAUAUGAAAUUUAGAGUACGCCACAGAGCCAUUCUAUUUCUAAUUUCAACACGGAAAAUUAUAUGAUUCUCUAUGCCUUAUAAACAAUUUACACUACGAGGAGGAACAAGUUAUCUCAAAGAUGUUUGAUGUAGAAUUAGUUUAAUAACAACUGAAUACUUAAAUUUAUAAUUUAAGCUGUACAAAAUCCAGAAGAUGAUAACAUAAAAGAAAAUCUAGUUUGAGAGCGUGCUGUGACUAUCUUCUAAUGGUUUAUUGUCCUAUUAAUCUCCACAUUUGGAAUCAUCUGUAAAUAUUACUUUUUAUCAAACCAUAAAAGUUUCUAUUCAUUUUAUCUUUUAUCGGUUUUUCAAAAGUACAAUAAAGUAAAUGCGGAUGUGUAAA
Messenger RNA from Biomphalaria glabrata, 1212 nucleotides. RefSeq lists its product as uncharacterized. The record is from RefSeq and is a predicted model, not a curated record. The coding region runs from base 121 to 801 and encodes 226 amino acids. The transcript is spliced from 5 exons. Lineage: Eukaryota; Metazoa; Mollusca; Gastropoda; Planorbidae.